CUCGCGAGACAACGUGUUUUGCAUCUAGAGCUGCUAGUUGGGAAAGGGAUCCUGAAUUUAUUUCAACCAAAGCUAUUUUUAGCUAGUUAGAGUUCAUUGUACACCACUUCAUAACACAAGUAUCGUUCACAGGAAAAACAUGGCAGAAACCGAUCCAAAGUCAGUUCAGGACCUUACUAAUGUGGUCCAGACGCUGCUGCAACAGAUGCAGGACAAGUUCCAGACCAUGUCUGACCAGAUCAUCGGGAGAAUCGAUGAGAUGAGCACCCGCAUUGAUGACCUGGAGAAGAACAUUGCCGACCUCAUGACCCAGGCGGGCGUGGAGGAGAUAGAAGGGGUGAAAGAACCACAGAUGAAAGAAGGGCAAGGGUCAUGAAGGUUGCCAAGUAACAAGAUGUCAAGGAUUUUCUCCAGGAGUAGCACACCUUUCCACUGUAACCAUUAAUUAUUUUGAUUUGGCGUGUUGUAAAGUUAUUUUUUUAUAUUGACUAUUGCAAUAAAAGUAACAGUUCUUAUGUA
Messenger RNA from Oncorhynchus masou masou (cherry salmon), 519 nucleotides. It is a transcript of the gene hsbp1b, whose product is annotated as heat shock factor binding protein 1b. Gene Ontology annotation, molecular function: transcription corepressor activity. The record is from RefSeq and is a predicted model, not a curated record. The transcript is spliced from 4 exons. Bases 140 to 376 code for a protein of 78 amino acids. Gene Ontology annotation, biological process: cellular heat acclimation. NCBI's taxonomy places the organism in Eukaryota, Metazoa, Chordata, Actinopteri, Salmoniformes, Salmonidae. Gene Ontology annotation, cellular component: nucleus; cytosol.